This is a messenger RNA of Centropristis striata (black sea bass), 2933 nucleotides long. Its product is annotated as tripartite motif-containing protein 16-like. The record is from RefSeq and is a predicted model, not a curated record. Gene Ontology annotation, molecular function: protein binding; zinc ion binding. The coding region runs from base 16 to 1680 and encodes 554 amino acids. NCBI's taxonomy places the organism in Eukaryota, Metazoa, Chordata, Actinopteri, Perciformes, Serranidae. The transcript has a single exon.
UGACUGAGAGGUGAAAUGGCGCAGAAAGGAGUUCAGCUGGACCGGGAAACUUUCUCUUGUUCCAUCUGUCUGGGUCUACUGAAGGAUCCGGUGACGACUAUAUGUGGACACAACUACUGUAUGAAGUGUAUUAACAGCCACUGGGAUGCAGAGGAUCAGAAACCGGUCUACAGCUGCCCUCAGUGCAGGAAGGCCUUCACAACGAGGCCCAAACUGGAGAAAAACACCAUGUUAGCAGAUUUAGUGGAGCAGCUGAAGAAGACUGGACUCCAAGCUGCUCCUGCUGACCAUUGCUAUGCUGGAGCUGAAGAUGUGGCCUGUGAUGUCUGCACUGGGAGAAAACUGAAAGCCUUCAAGUCCUGUCUCACCUGUCUGGUCUCUUACUGCGAGAAACACCUCCAGCCUCAUUAUGAUGUAGCUCUGUUAUCCAAACACAAGCUGGUGGAGCCCUCCAAGAAGCUGCAGGAGAACAUCUGCUCUCAGCACGAUGAGGUGAUGAAGAUUUACUGCCGUACAGAUCAGAAGUCUAUCUGUUAUCUCUGCUCUGUGGACCAACAUAAAGGCCACGACACGGUCACAGCUGCAGCAGAACGGACGGAGAGGCAGAAAGAGCUGGAGGUGAGUCGACUCAACAUCCAGCAGAGAAUCCAGGACAGAGAGAAAGAUGUGAAGCUGCUUCAACAGGAGCUGGAGGCCAUCAAUCUCUCUGCUGAUAAAGCAGUGGAGGACAGUGAGAAGAUGUUCACUGAGCUGAUCCGUCUCAUGCAGAAAAGAAGCUCUGAGGUGAAGCGGCAGGUCAGAUCCCAGCAGGAAACUGAAGUGAGUCGAGUCAAAGAGGUGGAGGAGAAGCUGCAGCAGGAGAUCAGAGAGCUGAAGAGGAAAGACGCUGAACUGAAGAAGCUCUCAAACACAGAGGACCACAACCAGUUUCUCCACAGCUACCCCUCACUGUCAGCACUCAGCCCGUCUACAUCCAGCAUCCAGAUCCGUCCUCGCCGCCGCUUUGACCACGUGACAGCGGCCGUGUCACGAGUCAGAGACAAACUGCAGGACGUCCUGAGAGACAAAUGGACAGACGUCUCACUGACUGAAGCGGAUGUUUUACUGUCAGAUUCACCAGCAGAGCCCACGACCAGAGCUGAGUUCUUAAAAUAUUCAUGUGAGAUCACACUGGAUCCAAACACAGCAAGCACACUGCUGUUAUUAUCUGAGGGGAACAGAAAAGCAACAUGCAUGAGUAAUCAUCAGUCCUAUCCAAGUCACCCAGACAGAUUCACUGGAUGGUGUCAGGUCCUGAGUAGAGAGAGUCUGACUGGACGAUGUUACUGGGAGGUGGAGUGGAGAGGGGAUGGAGUUGAUGUAGCAGCUUCAUACAAGAACAUCAGCAGAGGGUUGUUUAAUGACUCUGGAUUUGGAGACAAUGACAAGUCUUGGUCUUUAGAAUGUGACAACAACAAAAAUACAUUUCGCUACAACAAUAUCAAAACUCCCGUCUCAGGUCCUCGGUCCUACAGAGUGGGAGUGUACCUGGAUCACAGAGCAGGUAUUCUGUCCUUCUACAGCGUCUCUGAAACCAUGACCCUCCUCCACAGAGUCCAGACCACGUUCACUCAGCCGCUCUAUGCUGGACUUAUGCUUUAUUAUCAUGGAGAUACUGCUGAGUUCUGUAAACUCAAAUAACCAAAGUCAUUUAAGGGACAACAGGUUAAAAUGUGUCUUAACUCUUAAAGCUCCCAUAUUGUUCACCUUUGUUGUGUUUUAUAAGAAUAUACAUUUGUGGUUUUACGUUCUAAAAUCCAUCUGAGUUCAGUUGUUCAUCUGCUCUCUCAGCCUCCUUCUGCAGCUCCAGCAGCUCAGAUCGUGUUGGGCCUGUCUCAUUAAUAUUCAUGAGCCUUUCUUCUGAUUGGCUGACAGUCUUGAGUGACACCCGGCCAGGCUAACCACAGUUAACGGUUUGCAGCCACGAUAAUGUGUAUACUGCCGUAUCCUAUAGGAGCAGCUUCUUUGAGUGGCAGAUUUUUAGGAAGCAGUCAGAAAAUAUAUUUUCACAGUAUUUUUAUUGCGACUGCACCUGCUUUAUAAUCACAAGACUUGUAACUGGUGUUUUUCUACAAUAAGGGACCUUUAAACUGAUUUCUUUCCAUGUUUGUUGCUGAGAGCUCAUCGUUGUGGCAUUUCUUCUCUGCAGAGAUCAGCUGUCAAUCAAACAUUAUGGGCGGGCUUUGACAUCUGCUCAUUAGUUGUUCUGUAGAUGUUUAACUUUCCUUCCUGUGUCUGUUGAGCCGCGGAGGCUUUCACUGCUCAUGAUGACUGUUGUUCACCUCAACUCAUAUUUCUCUGCAGGAAAAUGUACAUUUCUCUCCAAAUGUUUGUUGAAUAUUUGUAUGUUGUUGUUGUUGUUUUUCUUUUAUGCAUGGGUCUGAAGAGAGAAAGCUCCAGAUAUUCAAAGAAAAUGUGUAAAAAAAAACUAGAAUUAUAUCUACAUUUAUUUGUUUGUUAGACCAAAUGUUGCUGUUAUAAUCAAAACACAAAUGAGGCUCUAUGAUGUAUUAUACAACUAUAAUUAUCAUGUUCAUAAUCAAUAAGGAAAUAGUCAUUAUUAUCUUGUAUAUCUCUGAGAUUCUGAUCAAACUAAUUGAUUGUGUGGAUGAAGUGAAUCUGUACAAGAAAUCAGUGAACACAAAUCAUUUAACAAACUUCACUGAUGGGAUGUGUGAAAAAACUGUUUAUAUAAUGAAUAAACAAACAUAAACAAAGUAUUUUCUUCUGGUCUUAAUUCCAGGGUUUGAUAUAAAGCUGAUGGAUAAAUGAUGAGACUAAUAUGAGAUAUAACUGAGGCUGUUCUCCUGAAACAACACAAAGUUCACUGUUCAUGUUGAGAGCAGAAGAACAUUUGUCAGUCAGUCUCUCAUUUCUCCAACAAAAGCUGUUUU